AGAAGAACGUCUCCUUCCGAGUUCUUCAUUGGUCCAUUAAUAUUCACGCGAGAUGGCCACUUCGAGUUGUCUCGAUGUGCGUAUUUAUCAACGUGCGUAAAUAAACAGAUUUAAUUAAUGUACGUGGCUACACGUCUUCUUCAGUUUUGCGAACAUGGUGAAAUGCGUGGUAAAAGAAUGCCAGAACCAAAGCGAUUUAAUGCCGGGGGAGGUACCAAAUCGCCCCCGAAAACGAUUUUUCAGUUUUCCCACAGAUAAGGCCCGCAUCAAAGUGUGGCUCGCCGCUUUACGGGAAUCGGACCGGUUGCCCACGGAUAAAUACCAGAUAUGUGAGGAUCAUUUUCUGACCGAACACAUCACACCUACUGGUAUAAACCCCGACGCGGUUCCUAUCAUGCCUCCGUUAGAAGGAUCGCUGAGCACAGGCGGAUGUAACUCACCUGAUGAGCACGAAGAACACUCGGACCUACCUGAAGUGGUUACUGAAGUUGCUGCUGCUGCUGCUGCUGAUGAUGAUUGUGAUGACGACGACGAUGAUUAUGAUGAGAAUGAAGAGGGCGAGGAUGAAGACUGUGAUAAUACAGAAGAUGGCCCCCUGUGUAUGGAUAAUGAAGCAGAGCAGGAAUGGCUUGCUAGACUUCAUGAAACUCUCAACAGUUCCAUGGGACAAAAACAUGGUCCAGCAAGGCAAGGGCUUUCUGAUCGCGCUGAAGUAACACUCGGGCGGCUUACCAAGCGCUUCAUGGAUCUGCUUCAUUCUGCUCCAGAAGGAAUUCUCGACCUUAACGAGGCAUCACAAAAACUAGGGACACGCAAGAGGAGGGUCUAUGACAUCACAAAUGUGCUAGAUGGGAUUAAACUCAUCACAAAGAAGUCAAAAAAUAAGAUCCAGUGGGUGGGCCCGACUCCCAUUAGUUGUUUCAAAGGCCAGUGGAAGACCAAGGUAAAGCUUGAUCUGCUAAACCUGAAGACCAUGGAGGAGGCUCUGGACUGGCUCAUCAAAGACUGUGCUCAACAGCUCUUUGCCCUGACGGACCUCAAAGAGAAUGCUAACUCUGCUUAUGUGACAUACGAAGAUAUCUGUCAGAUCGGAGCCUUCCAUGAUCAGACUGUGAUAGCCAUCAAAGCCCCAGAGGAGACCAAACUGGAGGUGCCUACACCCACUGAGGACUGUAUCCAGGUCCACCUCAAGGGCUGCAGAGGCCCCAUUCAUGUGCUGACGUGUGAGACAGACGGGCCUGGUGGCGGGGCCCCGGAGCAGCCGAGGAGAGGCCAUUUCCUUACACUAGAGGAGAGCAGGAUCACGACCGCACCGCUCACAGAUGUUCCAUCUGCACCUGCUGCUGUACGGAGUGCCUAAGGGUCCAAACCAUAAAACUUAUUUUCUAAUUCCGUGGAACAGCCUGUCCAAAAGGAGUACACUGGUUUGAUGAAGUGACAAUGCUGUAAAUGCAUUCACAAAAGAACUGGUUGGAGAGCCGCUGCUCUUCGAAGGUAAAGUCGGGUGACCACAACAAGUUCCAAGUUUUAUUUUUAUACGCAUUAAUCUGAUCUCACUAAAACUUGCUAAGUUGUCUCUUUUUUUAAAGGCACAUUCUUUUUUCUUUUUUUUUGUUUAUCUCUUUGUACUGCUCGGGAUAGUUAGUAAAGGAAGUAAAUGAAAUGUGUAAAAUGGUAAAUAUGAAAAUGUGUAAAUAUCAGCAGCUAGCUCUGUGUAUAGUGUGAUGACUAACAAGGAAAGCUGCAAGUUCAUACAACAAAAGUCCUUAUUUUUAUAUGCUACAUUAAAUCAGGAUUGGUUUGAAAAAUCCAUUAAAAUGCACAUCAUUUGACAAAGAAA
Molecule: messenger RNA, 1840 nt
Organism: Electrophorus electricus (electric eel)
Lineage: Eukaryota; Metazoa; Chordata; Actinopteri; Gymnotiformes; Gymnotidae
Gene: e2f6
Product: E2F transcription factor 6
Biological process (GO): regulation of transcription by RNA polymerase II
Cellular component (GO): RNA polymerase II transcription regulator complex
Molecular function (GO): RNA polymerase II cis-regulatory region sequence-specific DNA binding; protein dimerization activity; DNA-binding transcription factor activity, RNA polymerase II-specific
Source: RefSeq, a predicted model, not a curated record